Molecule: messenger RNA, 1371 nt
Organism: Phaeoacremonium minimum UCRPA7
Lineage: Eukaryota; Fungi; Ascomycota; Sordariomycetes; Togniniales; Togniniaceae
Product: putative glycoside hydrolase family 76 protein
Exons: 4
Coding region: 1-1371 (456 amino acids)
Biological process (GO): fungal-type cell wall biogenesis; carbohydrate catabolic process
Molecular function (GO): mannan endo-1,6-alpha-mannosidase activity
Source: RefSeq, a predicted model, not a curated record
AUGACCUCACUCGUUUCCCGCGCCGCCGCGGCCCUCCUCGUCGCAGGCAGCGUCGUAAAUGCUGCUUUUUCUAUUGAUUCCGACUCCGCCAUAAAAGAGACAGCACGAACUCUCGCUUACGAUCUCAUGUCAUAUUACAAGGGAAAUCAAUCCGGACAGACACCAGGAAUUCUCCCUGGGCCGCCGCCCGCCGGCGACUACUACUGGUGGGAAGGAGGUGCCAUGUGGGGGACCUUGAUUGACUAUUGGAAAUUGACCGGCGACGACUCCUACAACUCGGUCGUCACGGAGGCCAUGCUGUUCCAGGUUGGCCCGAACGAGGAUUACAUGCCGCCGAAUGUCACAGCAUCUCUCGGAAACGACGAUCAGGGCUUCUGGGGCAUGUCUGCCAUGCUUGCCGCCGAGAACAACUUCCCCAACCCCGAUUCCGACAAGCCUCAGUGGUUAGCUCUGGCGCAAGCCGUCUUCAACACACAAGCGGACCCAGAACGACACGACGACACCUGCGGCGGUGGACUCCGCUGGCAGAUUCCUCUGGCAAAUAACGGUUACAACUACAAGAACAGCAUUGCAAACGGCUGCUUCUUCAAUCUGGGUGCGCGAUUGGCGCGUUACACGGGUAACCAAACGUAUGCCGACUGGGCCGACAAGACUUGGGAUUGGAUUACGGGUGUAGGUCUCAUGGAUGCCAAGUACAACAUCUAUGACGGUGGUCACGUUGAGCACAACUGUACCGAUAUCAACAAGGCUCAGUUCUCUUACAACAACGCCGUUUACCUGCUAGGCGCUGCCUACAUGUACAACUACACCAAUGGAAGCACAAAAUGGGAGGAGAGGGUCACGGGGCUCCUACAGGCCACCUUUGAUGUCUUCUUCCCCGACAACAUCGCUUACGAGGUUGCCUGCGAGGAGAAGAUGAGCUGCACGACAGACAUGCUGAGCUUUAAGGGCUAUGUCCACCGUUGGCUGUCAGUGGUUGGUCAACUCGUGCCAGGUGUCCAUGACCAAAUCAAAUCUACUCUCAAGACCUCUACUACAGCGGCGGUCGCCCAGUGCACAGGCGGAGAUAACCAGCGUACAUGUGGGUUCGGUUGGAAGUCCGGAGUUUUUGACGGCAGCGUUGGUGCCGGCCAGACCAUGAAUGUUCUAGCCGCAGUUUCGUCACUUCUCAUCGACAACGUUGCAGGGCCAGUGACAAACUCUACUGGCGGCACCAGUGUCGGCAACAAUGAUGCGGGUACGAAGUCUGACAAGUUCAACGAGAAGGCCGCACCACCCACCACAGGCGACAAGGCCGGUGCUUCUAUCCUCACAAUCUUGAUUCUCGGUUCAGCGGCAGGCAUGUUCGGAUGGAUGAGCAGCGGCAUCUAG